UGUAUCCGUCUUGGUGGUUUUAAGGCCUGCUUAUCCCGUACUAUCCUCCAUCCAGUAUCUGCUCAUCACACGCACCCGCCAACUGCCGUUAUGCCACGUCCGACACCUUUCCCCAUCCCAACAAUAAGGGUGUGCCGGGACAGCGGCGCUUUUUGGCAGGGUUGGAAAACGUGGGAGCAGCGCUCUGAAUCCUCUCAUAGGGCGUUUCGUUUACACUCCAUCAUCAUCACCCGCACCCCGUCACAUACUGUGCCACUGAAUCACUGCCCAGUGUCGGCACCAAUUGCUGUGUGGCCAGUCUGGCUAGCAUGUGUCUUUGCAUUUCACAUCCAAUCCACGCAGGAUGCGGCACACAUGAUCAUGAGUCUCAGGAAACCGCCUCCUUCCCUGGGUGCGUAA
Molecule: messenger RNA, 399 nt
Organism: Periconia digitata
Lineage: Eukaryota; Fungi; Ascomycota; Dothideomycetes; Pleosporales; Periconiaceae
Source: the annotation of a GenBank genome assembly